GCAGACAAUAGAAGAGAAGAGAAGAGAAGAGCGGUAACUGGGACUGAAGGAAAGAGAAAAGAAGAGCGGAAACUGGGACUGAAGGAAAGAGUAGAGAAGAGCGGUCACUUGGACUGAAAGAGAAGAGAAGAGAAUAGGUUUCCUUAUAGCUUCAAUGUCUGGGAUUAUAUUGCCUUUAUUACACUAUUUCUAUAGAUGUACGACUUUUCCAUCUGUGCACUAGAGGUUUGUCAGCGUAAGAGGACCCUUUGAGGGCUUGAGAAGCCGAGUCAUGAAUACAGGCAGUCAGGUACGCCUGCUACUGUGGAAGAACUGGACUCUACGCAAGAGACAGAAGAUCCGCUUCCUGGUGGAGAUUCUGUGGCCAGUGGUUCUGUUCAUUGGUCUGGUGUGGCUGAGGAAAGCCAACCCUCUUUACAAACAACAUGAAUGUCACUUCCCCAACAAGGCCAUGCCUUCCACAGGUAUCAUCCCGUGGAUCCAGGGUAUCUUCUGUAACGCCAACAACCCCUGCUUCAAACACCCUACCAGGGCAGAGGGCCCUGGGGUGGUCUCCAACUACAACAACUGCAUACUGGCGCGGUUCUGGGCUGACUCCAAUGAACUGUUGUUCGACGACCCAGAGUUCCAGCAGUUGGGUCGGCUGUGGGAGGACAUGGCCGUCAUGAACAACUUCAUGGACACCAUCUGUAACACACCAGAACAGAUAGCAGGUCGGGGUCUGAAGAUAGAGGACAUCCUGAAGGAUGAUGAGAUGUUGACAGCCUUCCUGCUGAGAGACUCUGGCUUGUCAGAGUCUGUGGUUCAUCAGCUGAUUAACGCUCAAGUCCGUCCAGAACAGUUUGCCCACGGGGUUCCAGACCUCCAGCUGAAGGACAUCGCUUGCAGCCAGGCUCUUCUGGAGAGGUUCAUCAUCUUCCCCAGCCGGAGAGGCAUGUACGGGGUGCGCAACGCCAUGUGUGCCCUGUCCCAGCAGCGCCUGCAGAAGAUAGAGGACAUGCUCUAUGCUAACGUUGACUUCUUCAAGAUCUUCAGACUGCUGCCCCGGGUGUUGGACAACCACACGGACGGACCAGACCUACGCUACUGGGGGCGUGUCCUUACCGCUGUAUCAGAGAAGGUCCAAGUGCUCUUUGAGAGGAACAGCACCAAGGACCUUCUGAAGGUGGUCUACCCAUUGUUCCAGGCUGGCGUUCCCAGCUCCUUUAGCCAGCUGAUGAGCACUGUGUCGGCCCUGUUCUGUGGGUACCCAGAGGGAGAGGGAUCCAGGGUGCUCUCCUUCAACUGGUAUGAAGACAACAACUACAAGGUGUUCCUGGGGGUGAAUGGAUCCAAGAACCACGACUAUGUCUACGACAUGACAACCACUCCGUUCUGUAAUGACCUGAUGCAGACUCUGGAGUCUAACCCGGUCACUAAGAUCGUGUGGAGUUCAGUCAAGCCUCUCUUUAUGGGGAAGAUCCUCUAUGCUCCAGACUCCCCAGCCAUCAGACUGAUACUGAAGAGUGCCAACACAACGUUUGAGGAGCUGGAGCGUCUGAUGACCAUGGGAAAGGCCUGGGAGGAGGUGGGACCUCAACUCUGGAGGUUCUUCAACAGUGGCAUCCAGAUGAACAUGAUCAGGGACACCAUCAGAAACCCCACGGUGGCAGACUUGAUAGACAAGAGUCUGGAGGACACUGAGUUCUCUUCUAAAGACAUCCUCAACUUCCUGUACAACGGGCUUGACGAGGACAGAGAGGAGACCAUGCCCAGCUUCGACUGGAGGAACAUCUUCAACCUCACAGACCAGGCCGUACGCAUGUUCAACCAGUACGGAGAGUGUAUCAGUUUGGAUAAGUUCAUGCCCCAUACAGACGAGGAUCAGCUGACCCACCAGGCUCUCUUUCUGUUGGAGGAGAAUAAAUUCUGGGCGGGGCUAGUCUUCCUGGAUGUCUAUCCCUGGACCACUACUUUGCCGCGUCACGUCAAGUACAAGAUUCGCAUGGACAUCGACCAAGUGGAGCGAACCAACAAGAUCAAAGACAGGUAUUGGGACCCUGGUCCCAGAGCAGACCCCAUGGAGGAUCUGAGGUAUAUCUGGGGUGGCUUUGCCUAUCUACAGGACAUGGUGGAGCAUGGCAUACUGAAGAUACAGACAGGACAUGACUGGCCCCUGGGAGUCUACGUACAACAGAUGCCCUACCCCUGCUACGUAGACGACCUCUUCAUGUUGACUCUGAACCGGUGCUUCCCUAUCUUCAUGGUGCUAGCGUGGAUCUACUCUGUGUCUAUGAUAGUGAAGAGCAUCGUUCUGGAGAAGGAGCUACGCCUCAAAGAGACGCUCAAGGCCAUGGGAGUGACCAACGGCGUGAUCUGGUACACCUGGUUCAUAGACAGCUUCAUCAUGAUGACCGCCAGCACAGCCCUGCUCACAGUGAUCAUUAUGGCUGGUAAGGUGUUGAACUACUCCAACCCGUUGGUAGUGUUCCUGUUCCUCCUGACGUUCACCAUGGCCACCAUUAUGCAGUGUUUCCUUCUCAGUGUGUUCUUCAACAAGGCCAACCUGGCUGCAGCCUGCAGCGGCAUCAUCUACUUCACCCUCUACCUCCCCCACAUCCUCUGUGUGGCCUGGCAGGACCGCAUCACCAAGAACACCAAGAUCACAGCGAGUCUGCUGUCCCCGGUAGCGUUUGGUUUUGGGACGGAGUACCUGUCUCGUUACGAGGAGCAGGGCCUGGGCCUGCAGUGGGACAACAUCGGCACCAGUCCCCUAGAGGGCGACGCCUACUCAUUCUUCACCUCCAUAGGCAUGAUGGCGUUUGACGCCGUGCUCUACGGCUUCCUGGCAUGGUACCUCGACAACGUCUUCCCAGGUCAGUAUGGGAUUGGACGACCGUUCUACUUCCCAUUCCAGCCCUCCUAUUGGCAAAGGUCUGAACCCUCUCUCUCCAACACUCCAGACUCAGGUCCAGAGAAGUCCGACGUGGACAAGGACGUAGACAGUAUGUGUUCACCUAGGAGGUGUAACGGUGCGGGGGCAAGGAAACCCUGCAAACACCAGGACAAGAGAGAGAAGAUGGAGAGAGAGAGGGAGGAGGUGCUGAAACGACAGGAAGAAGAACAGAACAAAGAGGAACAGGAAGAGGAUCUGACAGCUCAGUUGUUCUUCGAGCCGGAGCCAGCAGGGCUGACCGUGGGGGUAGAGAUUCAGGACUUGGUCAAGGUGUUUCCUGGGGGCUCCCGUCCCGCCGUGGAUCACCUCAGCAUCGCCUUCUACGAGGGGCAGAUCACAUCGUUCCUGGGACACAACGGUGCCGGGAAAACCACCACCAUGUCUAUCCUGACUGGUCUGUUCCCUCCUACAUCUGGAACAGCCUUUAUCAACGGGAGAGACAUCAGGACCGACAUGGACAGCAUCCGCACAUCCAUGGGCAUGUGUCCCCAGUACAAUAUCCUCUUCAAACAUCUAACGGUGGAGGAACACAUCCUGUUCUACUCCAUGCUGAAGGGCACGUCUCAGGCUGAGGCUCAACAGGCGGUCGAGGACAUGUUGGAGGAUCUGGGCCUGCCUCACAAGAGAGACGAGGAGGCACAAAACCUCUCAGGCGGUAUGCAGAGGAAGCUGUCUGUUGCUAUGGCGUUUGUUGGGGGGUCAAAGAUUGUGAUCCUGGAUGAGCCCACGUCGGGGGUCGACCCUUACUCCAGACGAUCCAUCUGGGACCUGCUACUCAAAUACCGCACAGGCCGUACAGUGAUCCUGUCCACUCACCACAUGGACGAGGCCGACCUGUUGUCUGACCGUGUAGCCAUCAUCUCUAAGGGCCAGCUCCAUUGCUGCGGCUCCCCCCUCUUCCUCAAGAACUGCUUCGGAGUGGGAUUCUACCUCACCCUGGUCCGACGCAUGAAGGAUAUGAGGAAAAAAGAGAAUGAGUGUGACUGUGCCUCAGAGUGUUCCUGUACCUGUUCCACCUGCACCAAAGUCAAAGAGGAAUCCCAGGGCCAGUCCAUGCAGCUGGAGAGAGCUCUGGAUGGUGAUGUGGACAACAUCACCACGCUGAUCCAUCACCACGUCCCAGAAGCCAAGCUGAUCGAGGCCAUCGGCCAGGAGCUGACCUUCCUGCUGCCCAACAAGGGCUUCAAGCACCGGGCCUACGCCUCCCUCUUCAGAGAGCUGGAGGAAACACUGGGAGACAUGGGCCUCAGCAGCUUCGGCAUCUCUGACACCUCACUGGAGGAGAUCUUUCUGAAGGUGACAGCAGAUGGGGAGGCAGCAGCCAAUACCAAAACUCCAGAACAGUGGAUGUUGCUGAAGAGAACAAAAGGCUGCAAUAAAGUUGGUGUGGAGGAGGAUGAACCUGAAGAGGCUAACGGUUUGAAGCAGGCCAACGGUGAGGGUAACCAUGCCGACGACAGCAGCGCUGGGAAAGGGUCGAGGCAGGUCAAAGGAGCCAAUCUGGUCAUAAAGCAGUUCCUGGCCCUGCUGGUCAAGAGGUUUCACCACGCUACCAGAUCAUACAAAGACUUCCUCGCACAGAUCGUCCUGCCUGCUAGCUUCGUCCUGAUAGCCCUGAUCUUCACCAUGAUUGUACCUCCAUUUGGAGAGUACCCUCCCCUCACUCUCACUCCCUGGAUGUACGGUCAGCAGUUCACAUUUUUCAGUAACGAGCGACUGGAAAACUACCAGAUGAGACAUUUCACCAAGGUGUUGCUGAACCCGCCGGGCCUUGGGACUCGCUGUAUGGCAGGAGAACCUCUAAAAAACCUGCCCUGUGGGAACGAGACAUUGGGCUGGGAUACACCUGAGGUUUCUCCAAUAGCCAAUAACAUCAUGCAGAGCCCUGAGUGGCACCCGCUAAACCCCUCCCCUUCCUGCCAGUGCAGCACCAAUAAGAAGCUGACUAUGUUACCCAUCUGUCCAAUCGGAGCUGGGGGGCUGCCCCCUAUGCAGAGGAAAGAGGCCACGGGGGAUACGCUACUGGAUCUGACUGAUAGAAACAUUACAGACUACUUGGUUAAAACCUACCCCAGGCUCAUCAGAGAAAGUUUGAAGAGCAAAUACUGGGUGAAUGAACAAAGGUACGGAGGCCUGUCUGUUGGAGGUCAGCUGCCCAUACUGGAAGUCAGCCCUAAACAGAUCCAGGAUACCCUCACUCAGCUGAUGAAGAUGCUCAACGUCACUGGGGGUCCCUACACGAAGCUAUCGCUGCAGGAGAUUGGACCUUUCCUCAGAUACAUGGAAAGUGAAUACAAUGUCAAGGUCUGGUAUAACAACAAAGGCUGGCACGCCAUGGUAGCCUUCAUGAAUGUGGCCAACAACGCCAUUCUGAGGGCCCACCUGCCUCGUAACGUUGACCCCAUGGAGUAUGGCAUCACAGCCAUCAACCACCCCCUCAACCUCACCAAGGAACAACUGUCUGAAGUCACUGUGUUGAAGACAUCAGUAGACGCGGUGACAGCUAUCUGUGUGAUCUUUGCCAUGUCCUUCAUCCCAGCCUCCUUUGUUCUCUACCUGAUCCAGGAGAGAGUCACGAAGGCUAAACACCUCCAGUUCGUCAGUGGGGUCAGCCCCCUGGUCUACUGGUUAGCCAACUUCUUCUGGGACAUGAUGAACUACUCGCUCAGUACAGCCAUGGUGGUGGGCAUCUUUGUGGCCUUCGACAAGAAGUGUUACACCUCACCCACCAACCUGCCAGCCCUGGUUCUCCUGCUCUUCCUGUAUGGGUGGUCAGUAACCCCCAUGAUGUACCCCAUGUCGUACAUCUUUAACAUCCCCAGUACGGCCUACGUCUCUCUGUCCUGCAUCAACCUGUUCAUCGGCAUCAACAGCAGCGCCCUCACAUUCAUAUUGGAACUGUUCGAGAACAACCGGGCCUUGUUAGAGUUCAAUGAGUGGCUGAAGAAAGGUCUCCUGGUGUUCCCUCACUUCUGUCUGGGCCGGGGUCUGAUUGACAUGGCUAUGAACCAGGCGGUGACUGAUGUCUACGCACACUUUGGUGAGGACCGUGCCAUGAACCCGUUCAAAUGGGACUUUGUAGGGAAGAACCUGGUCUUCAUGGCUGUGGAGGGAUUUGUGUAUUUCCUCUUCAACAUCCUCAUACAGUACCGCUUCUUCCUGGACCACUGGUUAUCAGACUUCCGAGGGCCCCCUCCUAAAGAUGAGGACGAGGACGUGGCGGUGGAGAGAGAGAGGAUCUACAACGGAGGGAACAAGAGUGACAUUCUACAGAUCAGAGACCUCUGCAAGACGUACUCUGGGAAGAAGAGACAAGCAGUGGACAGGAUCUGUGUGGGCGUGCCUGCAGGAGAGUGUUUUGGUCUGUUAGGAGUGAACGGGGCAGGGAAGACCACCACCUUCAAGAUGUUGACUGGAGACACAGACGUUAGUUCCGGAGAGGCCACUGUCGCUGGAUACAGUAUCCUGUCAGACAUGUUGGAUGUGCAUCAGAACAUGGGCUACUGCCCCCAGUUUGAUGCUAUAGACGACCUGCUGACAGGCAGGGAACACCUGUACCUCUACGCUCGCCUCCGAGGGGUCCCUGAGUCAGACAUCAGCAGAGUGGCAGAGUGGGGCAUCCAGAAGCUGGGCCUAUCAGAGUAUGCUGGUCGCUGUGCAGGAACAUACAGCGGAGGCAACAAGAGGAAGCUCUCCACAGCCAUCGCUAUGAUUGGCUGCCCAGCCCUGGUUCUACUGGAUGAACCCACUACAGGUAUGGACCCCCACUCCAGGAGGUUCCUGUGGACUGCCAUUAUGAGUGUCAUCCAGGACGGGAGGGCUGUGGUUCUGACAUCACACAGUAUGGAGGAGUGUGAAGCUCUGUGCACUCGUUUGGCCAUCAUGGUCAACGGCACCUUCAAGUGUCUGGGAACCAUACAGCACCUCAAAUACAAGUUUGGUGAUGGCUAUGUGGUGACCAUGAAGGUAAAGGCAGCUAAAGCAGGCGUGUCUCCAGACUUGGGUCCAGCGGAGAGCUUCAUGGAAAGCAGCUUCCCGGGUUGUGUCCAGAGAGAGAAGCACUACAACACUCUGCAGUAUGAGAUCGCCGCCUCCUCCCUGGCUAGGAUCUUCCAGCUAGUGGUCGCCAACAAGGACAAACUCAACAUAGAGGACUACUCUGUAUCACAGACCACACUAGAUCAGGUGUUUGUGAACUUUGCUAAGCAGCAGGCAGGAGAGGAUGAGGACGUUGUCUUACAACCCCGAGCGGUCAACACACGCAAAGAAACACAAAAUGUCCCCACGAAACGCAAGGUCUCCCCCGUCAAGAUAAAAACCAGAAGACAAAAUAAAACUUGAAAGUCAAUCUGUGAAAAUAUGACUUCCUACAGAAUGCAUUGUCUAACUUUUUAAUGCAGAAAACCGACUAAAUAUAUUGUAAUAUCUAGACAUGCACAGGCACUGGCAGUAUUAUUUAAAAAAACAUUUUUAAAUUAAUUAUGGUUAGAUUUACUAAUUAUAUUUGGAAUAUGUUCCUUAGACUUUGGAAGUCAUAUUUUUCUUUUUAGAUGUUGAUUGUGCAUUGUGUAAAAGGGUUGCCCAAGACAAGACAAGAGGUAAUGUUUGCAGGACACAGACAUCAGGUUGACAGCAGAUGCUUUACUAUUGUUCCUCAAACACACCAGGGGUGUAUCUCAAUAGUCUGAAGUGGCUUCCUCUCCUCAUGUCCUUUCUCUUUCACUUGUUCAGUGAAAUCAGACCCAGUGAAGAGGAAGCAGCCCCCUUGUUCAGUGAAAUCAGACCCAGUGAAGAGGAAGCAGCCCCCCUUGUUCAGUGAAAUCAGACCCAGUGAAGAGGAAGCAGCCCCCCUUGUUCAGUGAAAUCAGACCCAGUGAAGAGGAAGCAGCCCCCCUUGUUCAGUGAAAUCAGACCCAGUGAAGAGGAAGCAGCCCCCUUGGUUUAUAGUAGUUUGUGAAAUACACACCUACACAGAGAAAAGGUUCCCUAUUUAUUUUUAACGCAGUAUCAAUAUGGGACCACAAGGUGGCGCUGCCUUUACACUGACAUUUAUUUACAAAAACUAAUAAUAAUGUUUAGAUAACUUCUAUAGCCUUUCAAAUAAUGUAGCAAUAUCUUGCCUGGCUUAUAUAUAUGUAUAUAUAUUUUAUUUACAUUUUCAGCACUUUAGGAUGGUAUUCAUUUUCUUACAAUCACAUUGACAUUUUAGUCAUUUAGCAGAAGCUCUUGUGCAGAGCGACUUACAGUUAGUGAGUUCAUCUUAAGAUAGCCAGGUGGGUCAACCACAUAUCACAGUCAUAGUAAGCACAGCUUUAUAUGCUCAGCUAAUAUAUAGUACAGGGAGAAAAUGUUAUCCACAGAGGGCUGUGUGGGUGCAGGCUUUCGUUCUAGCCAAGCAGUCUCGAUUGAAGACUAUAACUCUCAGUUGAUUGGUUGAAUCAGGUGAGUUUCUGCUUGGCUGGAACGAAAGCCUGCACGUACAACCUAUUUGUGGAUAAGGUGUAGGCUACCACUCCUGUUAUGGUGGAUUCAAACACAACGCACACAAUGUAGCAAAACAAACCGCCCCAAAAAUAUGAUUUUUCCUUUCGCAUUUAAAUUUAUUGUUACCAUUUUUUGAAUUGUUUUCAACUCUUUUCAGUCAUUGUUUUUUGUUGUUGUUGUCUUUGUUUGUCAAUUGAAAUGUCAUGAUAUCUGUGAAGUUAACAUGUCACAAAUGCUGUUUCUAAACAAGAAAACCAUGCAAAUGGUUAACGCUUCCAUUUCCUAGAUCAGGGAUGGGAAACUUUGAUGGGGGUGGGGGGGCCACAAAAAAAAAUCUGAACUCAGCAUGAGGGGGGACAUAGUUGCUCGCGGUUCUCUAUACCCACAUGUGCUUACAUUUUAGAGUUAAUUUCGUGCAAUUCUAGACAUUUUGCCAUGGGGCGGAGAGAAGAUUUUGCAAUUUCAUAACUAAUUUAAUGCAAUUCUACUAAUUUAGCCAUGGGGCGGAGAACAAAAAGGAGAUGUUUUACAGCUAAUUUCCUGUAAUUACUACACAUUUUUCCAUAGGGUGGAGAGAAAUGUGAUAUCUGAGUGAGACUGACUAACAAAAUCAAUGGGGGCCCCCCGGCCGGUAAUUCAACCAUGAUUACUAAGUUCAGAUAGCUGGCCGACUAGACUAAUUUACUAAUCAAAUUUGUUUUUGCUGAUUGACUGACAUAACAAGAGACGACCUGCUGAUGCACAACCCCCCCCCCCCCUUCAAAAGAGGGGGGCCCUCGCAGACUGCCAGGUCCCCAUCCCUGUCCCAGCUAGCAUUACUAGUGAGAAUAGAUUUGUGUAUCAACUUCGAUUGAUGCAAUUGAUGCCAUGCUUUUCCGGCAAAACACAGGGCCCUGCUAAAUCCAAAUGGGUUCAUUAAUAACACAGUUACUGUGGAAAAAAAGAAACACACUGCAAAACAAACAAAUUAAAACAAAUAAAAUAAAAUAUGAUUAAUAUCACACAAAUAAAAUACUAUAGUUACCUAAACACAGUCUGACCCUGAAAAAAAGCCUAACAUCUGUUUUGACUAAACAGGGCUCUCAGUCCUUCAACAGAGGAACAAGUGCACUAGACUUCAAGUGCACUAGACUUCAAGUGCGCUAGGUUCAAGGGCACUACUGUACCAGUGUACACAUUGUCACCCACAUGAGCUGUGCUGCAACAACGAUUAUGGUGAAUAAAAACGUUCAAUUCUC
This is a messenger RNA of Coregonus clupeaformis (lake whitefish), 9657 nucleotides long. Its product is annotated as retinal-specific phospholipid-transporting ATPase ABCA4-like. Gene Ontology annotation, cellular component: intracellular membrane-bounded organelle; membrane. Gene Ontology annotation, biological process: lipid transport; transmembrane transport. The record is from RefSeq and is a predicted model, not a curated record. Gene Ontology annotation, molecular function: ABC-type transporter activity; ATP hydrolysis activity; ATP binding. The transcript is spliced from 52 exons. Bases 272 to 7276 code for a protein of 2334 amino acids. NCBI's taxonomy places the organism in Eukaryota, Metazoa, Chordata, Actinopteri, Salmoniformes, Salmonidae.